CUGGACAGUGCGCGUCGCCAGCGGUUGAGCCGGCGGAGCUGUGGCCACCUUCGCCUAGGCUCAGGGAGCCGCUUCGCGCGGCCGAGCUGUCGCUCCUGUCCCCUGUUACCUCCAAAGUAACCUUCUGGCUACCUUAGAACUAAAAUUAAUACUAAUAACCUAGAAAAGUGAGCAGCACGUGAAGAUUCAGCAGAUAAUGUUAGUAUAGAGCCAGGCAAGCAAGAAAAGCCAAAUAAACGUUACUCAAAUCACACAGGAAAUGGAACCAGAAACUCCAGAAAAGGUGGAUUCUGCACAGGAGAAAGUCAGAGGCAAGUCCCAGCCAGCAGAUGAUUCAGAUGACGGCCGAGAAAAGGCUGGGAUAGAAGGGAAAGGAGAACUGACCGAAGCCUAUCAGCUGCAGGUAGCUGAAGAAAUGGCAAAGGAGAUCAAGAAGAAAAUAAGAAAGAAGCUAAAGGAGCAGCUAACCUACUUUCCUCCAGACACUCUAUUGCAUGACGACAAGCUGGGCAGUGAAAAAAGAAAGAAGAAGAAGAAGAAAGUCUCAGUGCCAGCUAAGCCUGAGACAAGUCCCUCAGAUGUUUGUGACAGUGCAGUUGAAGGUGAACAGAAGAAAGAAGGUGCCCCUGAAGGAUCUCACCCCAUGGAGGGAAUACACUCCACAGACCAGGAUGCGGAUGCCAGUGUGCCAGAGCACACAAAGCCCAAACCCAAAAAGACAAAGAAGAAGGCUAAAGCAGUUUCAGAGGAUAAUGAAGAGACUAAUGGAGAUGGUGUUCAUGAGAUAACAAGCCGAGACAGCCCAGUUCAUCCCAAGUGUUUGCUCGAUGAUGACCUUGUCAUGGGAGUCUACAUUCACCGUACUGAUCGGCUUAAAUCUGACUUCAUCAUUUCUCACCCAAUGGUGAAGAUCCAUGUGGUUGAUGAACACACUGGCCAGUACGUCAAGAAAGAUGACAGUGAGCGUCCUGUUUCAUCUUACUAUGAGAAAGACAGUGUGGACUAUAUCCUCCCUAUUAUGACGCAGCCAUAUGACUUUAAAAAGCUGAAGUCGAGGCUUCCGGAGUGGGAGGAGCAAGUUAUUUUUAAUGAAAAUUUUCCCUAUUUGCUUCGAGAGUUUGAUGAGUGUCCAAAAGUCAUUCUGUUCUUUGAGAUUCUUGACUUUUUAAGCAUGGAUGAAAUCAAGAAUAACUCUGAGGUUCAAAACCAAGAAUGUGGCUUUAGGAAAAUUGCCUGGGCAUUUCUUAAGCUUCUGGGAGCCAAUGGAAAUGCAAACAUCAACUCAAAACUUCGUCUGCAGCUCUACUACCCACCUACUAAGCCUCGAUCCCAGUUAAAUGUUGUUGAGGUGUUUGAAUGGUGGUCCAAGUGUCCAAGAAAUCGUUAUCCAUCAACCUUGUAUGUAACUGUACGAGGACUGAAAGUCCCGGACUGUAUAAGGCCGUCAUACCGCUCUAUGGUGGCUCUCCAGGAGGAAAGGGGCACACCAGUGUUCUGUGAACGCCACCGUGACACAAGUUCCGUGGACACAGAACCUGGACUAGAGGAUUCAAAGGAGGAAGUAAAGUGGAAGCGUCUGCCCGGCCAGGCCUGUCGUAUCCCAAACAAGCAUCUCUUCUCACUAAAUGCUGGAGAACGAGGGUGUUUUUGUCUUGAUUUCUCCCACAAUGGAAGGAUAUUGGCAGCAGCCUGUGCCAGCCGAGACGGAUAUCCGAUUAUAUUAUAUGAAAUUCCUUCUGGACGUUUCAUGAGAGAAUUGUGUGGCCACCUCAAUAUCAUUUAUGACAUCGACUGGUCAAAAGAUGACCGCUAUCUUGUUACUUCAUCCUCUGAUGGCACUGCCAGGGUUUGGAAGAAUGAAAUCAACAGCACAAACACGUUCAGAGUCUUACCUCACCCUUCCUUUGUCUACACGGCUAAAUUCCACCCAGCCACACGAGAGCUGGUGGUUACGGGAUGCUACGACUCUAUGAUACGAAUAUGGAAAAUUGAUGCAAGGGAGGAUGCUGCCAUAUUAGUGCGUCAGCUAGAUGUGCACAAGAGCUUUGUCAACUCCAUCUGCUUUGAUGAUGAAGGUCACCACAUGUACUCAGGAGACUGCAUCGGGGUUAUCGUUGUCUGGGACACAUAUGUCAAGGUGACUGACGUGCAGCACUCCGUGCGCCACUGGUCGAUAAAUAAGGAAAUUAAGGAAACUGAAUUCAGGGGAGUUCCAAUAAGUUACCUGGAGGUUCAUCCCAAUGGCAAGCGUUUAUUAAUCCACACCAAAGACAGUACACUGAGGAUCAUGGAUCUGCGGAUUUUGGCAGCCAGGAAAUUUGUGGGUGCAGCAAAUUACCGGGAGAAGAUUCACAGCACUUUGACACCGUGUGGGACUCUGCUUUUUUCUGGGAGUGAGGAUGGAAUAGUGUACGUUUGGAACCCAGAGACAGGAGAACAAGUGGCAAUGUAUUCUGACCUGCCAUUCAAGUCAACUAUUCGAGACAUCUCUUACCAUCCAUUGGAGAAUAUGGUUGCAUUUUGUGCCUUUGGACAGAGUGAGCCGAUUCUUCUUUAUAUUUAUGAUUUCCAGGUAGCCCAGCAGGAAGCCGAAAUGUUGAAACGCUAUAGUGGGACACUCCCGUUACCUGGGAUACAUCAGAGUGAGGAUGCUCUAUGCACCUGUCCUAAACUGCCCCAACAGGGCUCUUUUCAGAUUGAUGAAUUUGUCAACACCGAAAAUAAUUCAUCAAGAAAGAUUCAACUUGUGAAACAGAGACUCGAAACUGUCACAGAGGUGAUACGAUCCUGUGCUGCAAAAGUCAACAAAAACCUCUCAAUGACUUCACCACCACCAGGCCCUGCAAAGAAGCCAAGGGUGAAGCAGUCUUUCGUGCUGACCACUGAUGAGAUUAUACAUCAGUUUGGACUCCCUCAGACGGCAUUUAUCAGCAUAGAAAGAGGGCCUUUUGUGCGUCAUGUUGAUCCGCCACCAAUGGUAGUGGCUCUUUAUGACUACACAGCAAGCCGAUCAGAUGAACUAACCAUCCAUCGCGGAGACAUUAUCCGAGUGUUUUUCAAAGAUAAUGAAGACUGGUGGUACGGCAGCUUAGGAAAGGGGCAGGAAGGGUUCUUUCCAGCUAAUCAUGUGGCCAGUGAAACACUGUAUCGAGACUCGCCUCCAAAGGUAAAGGAGCGCUCCCCUCCUUUAACUCCCAAGGGGAAAACAAAAACAGGAAAGCCUCCAGCUUCUCAAAAGCAGUCGCUCAGUAAGGACAGGUCCCUGGAUUCCAGACUGGGCUCACAGUCUGUGGAGCACUCUGAGAAGGGCAAAGAUCAAAACUUCGAGGACCGAGGACACAAAGCGGAUACGGAGAUGAAGAAAAGUGAGCCGGUGGUCCGCAAAGUCACCCUGAUAGAGUAAAACGCUGGAAAAGAAAGAAGCAACAGCUGGACGAGCGCACGUGACAUGAAGUCCAUGCCAUGAGCGCUUCUCUCUAGAUUUUUGGGUGAAAAGAAGCAGUAUUUAUUGACCUUAUGAAAAACCUGAAGCAAAGUUAGCUCUACAAGAAAAAAAUCACUGUGGCCUUUGGGCUAAAUUGUUAUAAACCAUUUUGAGUGUUAUUGUUCAAAGUGUUGUACUUGUGCUAUUAGUAACCACAUCAAAAUUAUAGUGCUGCUGCUGCUGCUGCUGCUGCUGAAAAAGCCAAUAAAGAAAACCCCCGACUGCUACCCAGUAAAUGUGAGUAACUGUGUGCACAGUGUUAGUCAUUUUCUAAGUCAUCAUCCCAUGUGCCUGUGACCUAAACCAUCAUCUCGGGUGGCUAUGGCCAUGACGUGGCUGUGUCGUAAGCCAUCAUCUCAUGUGCCUGUGACCGUGAUACUCUGCUCAGAGUGCAGAGAAUCUACUUUUGAAGUUAACUGUGUGUAAAACCCAAGUAGCUUCUGGAUAUUGUAUAUUCAAACAGUCCCAGUAACAAAAGCAUUAAAAGAGACAGUUUGCUUUUAAGAACUAAAUGUUUAUGUUCCCCUUGAGUGAAUUAUAUGUGUAACUCAACACACCUAAACUAAAAAUGAUUUUGGCUGGACAGGCAAUGGUAUACCAAAUUUAUUUUUAUUUUUAAAACAGAGUUCAUAUUUAAGAGUAUAAGUAAUUUAUGGGUGUAAACUGUUUAAUGAUUAUUUUAGUCUGAAUUUUUGUUUUUAAAUUAUUACACAGCAUUAUUUAUGUCUUUAUUUCCAAAGUAGUAAUGCCAUUACCAUAGGUUGCAGUUGACUAUAACAGUGUAACUUCUCCAUCUUGGUUUUCUCUUGACUCUUCUCUUUCUUCAACUGCAUGAUAAGUCUGUCAGUAAAGCAUUUAACCCCAACAGGGUCAAACCUGUGGUAAAGUUACAAAAACUUAUUUACCGAAGCAGACAAUUGAUCUCAUUGAAAUAAGAAGUGAGAAACACUGUGUUGAGCACUGAGGUGUAAACGUGUCCAGAUGUACGCAUAGCUUCUAGUACAGAUGUAUUUGCCUCUUAUCCCUGCACAUGUUGUAGAAGCUUAAAAUGGUAAACAUGAUCCUGCCAUGCAGAACCUUUAUAGAAUUGUUGUUAUUACAAAAAGGAGGUUUUCAGCGCAUACAGGGUGGCACUAAAAACCGCUUAAGCCUACGGCCCUCAGCACCGAAGUCUCUUGUACCAGUGCCAGUGCCAUUAUUGUGGUUGUGUGUGUCCGUGCUUCCGGUGCACUUGGGCCAACAGCUGAGUCACUCUGAACUUGCUUCUUUUCUGUCUUGUGAGUGUACUGCUUAAGACAAUUAAAAAAUAAAGGUGUGUUCCUACCA
This is a messenger RNA of Grammomys surdaster, 4810 nucleotides long. RefSeq names its product Abelson helper integration site 1 (gene Ahi1). The coding region runs from base 260 to 3403 and encodes 1047 amino acids. The transcript is spliced from 24 exons. Gene Ontology annotation, biological process: motile cilium assembly. NCBI's taxonomy places the organism in Eukaryota, Metazoa, Chordata, Mammalia, Rodentia, Muridae. Gene Ontology annotation, molecular function: protein binding. The record is from RefSeq and is a predicted model, not a curated record. Gene Ontology annotation, cellular component: ciliary basal body.